Messenger RNA from Nannochloropsis gaditana CCMP526, 1092 nucleotides. RefSeq names its product atp-dependent metalloprotease. Bases 1 to 1092 code for a protein of 363 amino acids. Gene Ontology annotation, cellular component: m-AAA complex. Gene Ontology annotation, biological process: mitochondrial protein processing; protein-containing complex assembly. The record is from RefSeq and is a predicted model, not a curated record. The transcript has 11 exons. Gene Ontology annotation, molecular function: ATP binding; ATP-dependent peptidase activity; ATP hydrolysis activity.
AUGGAGUUCGUCGAGUUCCUCAAGAACCCGAGGCGCUUCACGGACCUGGGCGCCAAGAUCCCCAAAGGAGCUCUUCUCUGCGGCCCUCCCGGCACGGGAAAAACUCUCUUGGCCAAAGCCACGGCAGGCGAGGCGUCUGUCCCCUUCUACUCCAUCUCAGGCUCCGACUUCAUCGAGAUGUUUGUGGGUGUGGGCCCAGCCCGCGUGCGUGACCUCUUCAAAGAGGCGAGGGAGUCGGCGCCCUGCAUCGUCUUUAUCGACGAGAUCGACGCCGUGGGUCGGCAGCGGGGGAAAGGAGGGUUCUCGGGGGGCAACGACGAGAGGGAGAACACGCUGAACCAGCUCCUGGUGGAGAUGGACGGCUUCUCCCCUUCCACGGGGGUGGUUGUCCUGGCGGGGACGAACAGACAUCUUGGACGCCGCCUUGACGCGGCCCGGGCGCUUCGACCGUCAGAUCCAGGUGGACCGACCGGACAUAAAAGGGCGCGCGGACAUAUUCAAGGCUUCACGGGCGCCGACAUCGCCAACAUCUGCAACGAGGCCGCCAUCGUGGCGGCUCGCCGCAACAAGACGAGCGUGGACCUCGCGGACUUCGAGACGGCGACCGAGCGCAUCAUAGCCGGACUGGAGAGCCACAAGCUGAUUUCACCCGAAGAGAAACGCAUCGUCGCAUAUCAUGAGGCGGGGCAUGCCGUGGCAGGCUGGAACUUGCAGCACGCCGACCCUCUCCUCAAGGUGACCAUUGUGCCCCGCGGCUCCGGCGCUCUGGGCUUCGCGCAAUAUCUCCCCAAAGAAGUCUUUCUCCGGACAAGAGAGCAAAUCAUGGACAUGGUCUGCAUGACGCUGGCGGGCAGGGCGUCCGAGGAGAUCUUCUUCGAGAAGGUUACAACCGGUGCCUCGGACGACUUGCGGAAAGUGACUCAGAUCGUCUAUCAGAUGAUCCAGGUGUACGGGAUGAACGAUCGGAUCGGGAACCUCGCUUUUCCCAAGCAGGAGGGCGGCUUCGGCAUGGAGCAGCGCGCCUACAGCGAGACGACUGCUCAGGCGAUGGACGAGGAGGCGAAGAAGCUAGUGGAUGAGGCCUAUACGUAA